UAAACGACCACCAUCGACCCUCGUUUGGAAUUUCUGAGGUUGUUGCCGGACACGUCUUUUUUGUUGGUUCUCUCCCGAUCGCAGUUACGAUUGUAAUCACACAGUGCCUUUCUGUGAAACCCUAAUCGAUUAACCGAACCCAAUCAUAUCCCAAUUCUUAAACGCUCAAUUCAGCAAUACAAGGUUUUCCUCAUUGUAAUGUUUAGAGAAGCAAGCUAUGCCAUUUGUCUUUUGGUUUGAGAGCUAAUUUGUGAUUUUGAAUGGAAAAGAAAAGAUUAGAUGACUAUGAACCAGGUCCAGUUCCUUCACCAAGAGCAUUGGAUAGAUUUGGGUUUGUAAAACCGGACGUUAAUACUUCUGAUGGCUUACUUAAGAGUAGAUCAGCAUCUGAGAAUGAGAGAAUUAGGGAGGAGAGAAAAGUUAGAAAAUGGAGAAAGAUGAUUGGGGUUGGUGGGAGUGAUUGGAAGCAUUAUCUGAGGAGAAAACCUCAUGUUGUUAAAAGACGCAUAAGGAAAGGAAUUCCUGAUUGUUUAAGGGGCCUUGUUUGGCAGUUGAUAUCUGGAAGUCGAGACCUUUUACUGAUGAAUCCUGGAGUUUAUGAGCAACUAGUCAUAUAUGAGACAUCAGCCUCUGAACUAGAUAUAAUUCGAGACAUUUCUCGGACCUUUCCCUCACAUGUAUUCUUCCAACAGAGACAUGGACCUGGCCAGCGGUCCCUCUACAAUGUUCUAAAAGCUUACUCAGUCUUUGACAGAGAUGUAGGAUAUGUUCAGGGGAUGGGGUUUUUAGCAGGUCUUUUGCUUCUUUAUAUGAGUGAGGAAGAUGCAUUUUGGUUGUUGGUGGCAUUGCUGAAAGGAGCUGUUCAUGCCCCAAUGGAGGGCUUGUAUCUGGCAGGAUUGCCUCUGGUACAGCAGUACCUCUCUCAGUUUGAAUGCUUGGUGAGGGAGCAUCUACCGAAGCUAGGGGAACAUUUUUCCCAAGAAAUGAUAAAUCCUAGCAUGUAUGCAAGCCAGUGGUUCAUAACUGUAUUUUCAUAUUCCUUUCCAUUCCAUUUGGCUCUUCGAAUUUGGGAUGUCUUUCUCUAUGAGGGUGUUAAAAUUGUUUUUAAAGUUGGCUUGGCCUUAUUAAAGUACUGUCAUGAUGACUUGAUUAAACUACCUUUUGAGAAACUGAUACAUGCCUUGAAAAACUUCCCUGAUGACGCAAUGAAUCCAGAUACAUUAUUACCGCUGGCUUAUUCCAUUAAGUACAUGUGAGGAAUAUGGACAAGAGGAUUUGCAAGGAUGACAAAGUCACACCGGAAGAGAUCCUAACUAUCCAGCUUGGGGUUUUGGUUCUUGAUGGGCUUGCUGUGAGUAGGAAGGAGAAACCAAACAAACUAUAAACCCCGGGAUUAAAAGAAGGAUAACAACUGGUGUCUAGGAGCAAUAUAUUAGAAGUGAUUUUGGAGACAGAAGGGAUUGACGGAGCAAACAAACUAUAGGACAAAUUACAGUGAACCAACUACUCCCUCUCAGGAAAAGACCCUCCUCAGAGAGUUCCCCUUUACCCCCUUAAUGCAAUUACUUCUUCCAUACCUCCCUCCCUCCACUCUCUCCCCCUAUAACCAACUCAUCAUCACUAUUUCCUUCCUCACCAUUCAGAGCAUGCCACUAUUUUUUUUAGCCUCAGCCAAAUACUGCAAUGGCUCAUCAGUCCUCAGCCAAUGCUGGGUUAUUGUGCUUCUUUUAAUUAUUAGGCUAAUGCUUAGUUAGUUCUUUAUCAUGUGUUGAUGGAAUAAUUAAUAAAUUGUUUCAGGUUUGUUUCCAUAUCCCUUUGUAAUUCUGUUUCUCCUGAACCAACAAUAAUAAUAACUAAUUGGUUAUAAUUAUAACACUACAUGAUGGACAGUAAUGCAUGAUGUGAUUAGACUAUAUAAUACCCAUUGCUCAGAAGAUAUAAUAUUUGUUCAAGUGGGAUAUAAUUCUAUGAUUACACAUCUACAUUAUUGUUCUUAUCAGAUAUCCAAGCGUUUAGAGGAACUGCAACAAGAGUAUGAGAAGAAGAAUGGAAAGAUCACUCGAUCUGGAGAACUUUCUGAAAAGCAAAUACUUCCAAGGGUUCAGAAAGGAGAAGCAGGAGAAUAAGAAGCAGAAAGGUUAAGUUGGACCUUCAGAACUAUUUGUAAAGCAUAGGCCUCCCAACAAAGGUCUCUUUUGCCUGCUGGGAACUGAGCCAAUGUGAAAAUCAUACCCUUAGAUUCUAUGUUGUGACCAUAUCUUGCAUCUGUGUACAGUUUUAUUAGUUACCAUAUGAAAGUUUGUUUCAAUGAUAUCAAAUUCCAAACUUUGUAAUAAAUUACUUAUGAAUGUCCAUUAGCAAAAAUUGAACCAAACACCUUUUUGCUA
Gastrolobium bilobum is the source of this 2387-nucleotide messenger RNA. RefSeq lists its product as uncharacterized. Bases 261 to 1256 code for a protein of 331 amino acids. The transcript has 9 exons. The record is from RefSeq and is a predicted model, not a curated record. NCBI's taxonomy places the organism in Eukaryota, Viridiplantae, Streptophyta, Magnoliopsida, Fabales, Fabaceae.